Molecule: messenger RNA, 1682 nt
Organism: Zeugodacus cucurbitae (melon fly)
Lineage: Eukaryota; Metazoa; Arthropoda; Insecta; Diptera; Tephritidae
Product: putative nuclease HARBI1
Exons: 3
Coding region: 200-1381 (393 amino acids)
Source: RefSeq, a predicted model, not a curated record
UCAACUCAACUGUCAAAAGUUCGCAUUCGCGAGCUAUGUAGUUUCUGCUUAACUAUUCAAACGGUCUGGCAGCACUGAAAAAGCACAGUCGAUAAUUGUAUCACUAGGUCGCACUGGAUUCCUUGGCAGUUCAGAAACAUAAACAAAACAUUUUAAAAACAAAUACAGGUAGAAUACAGUUUUAUAUUAAAAAACGAAAAUGGACGACAAUGAGCGCGCUAAUUUGGUUUCUCGAUAUUUAAAACUUGAGGAAGAACUCAUGAUCGGAAGUGCUGGUAUACUGUCAUUUUUAGAAAAUUUGCCAUCUAGCUCCAGUUCGGAAUCUUCAUCAAGCUCUGAGGAAUCGGAACGAGAGGAAACCAGCAAAUGCCAAAACUUUUGCGAAGUCAUUGAAGGCUAUGACGAAACCGAAUUCAAAUCGCAUAUGGGAUUGCGGCGUUCAACCGUGGAAUUUUUGAUUGAGGAAUAUGCAAAGAGCAUUGAGCCCAAAACAAAUACUGGUGGAAGGGAAACUGUACCACCAAGAAAAAAGGUGUAUACUUAUAUUUGGUACAUAAGUAAUACCAACACAUUUCGUGAACUUGCUUAUUUAUUUGGUGUUUCUUCUUCAACUGCUUGGGCUAUAGUAGGCGGCGUAUCAAGUUGGCUUAUAAAUAUGGGCCAAGAGUACAUAAAAUGGCCGCAAGGUACAGACGCAAUUGCGACAAAAUGCAAAUUUGAGACAAGAUGUGGUUCUCCUGAUGUAAUCGGUUGCAUAGACUGCACUCAUAUCCACAUAAAAGCUCCUAAAGAAAAUAAAGAAAAUUAUUUCAAUAGAAACCAUACAUAUAGCAUAGUGCUUCAAGCAGUAGUGGAUGCUGAUAAAAAAUUUACAGAUGUAACUUGUGGCGAACCUGGUUCUCUUCAUGACAGUGCAGUUCUUCUUAGAUCGGGUCUUUUUGCAAGAGCUCAAUCAGAUUCAGAAAACAUAUUUCCAAAUAAUGCUUUUCUUUUGGGUGAUUCAGCCUACCCUGCAACUAGUUGGUUAGUGCCACCUUUUAAGGAUUAUGGAAACUUGACUGCAUCACAACGAAAUUUCAACAAAUUACACUCUUCUACACGAAUAGUUGUAGAAGAGGCUUUUGGUUUAUUAAAAUCUAGAUUUAGAAGAUUGUUACAUUUUAGCGAACAAACAAAUAUUUGUUUUGUGGUGAAUAUAAUUGUUAGUGCUUGUGUUUUACAUAAUAUAUGCAUAACUCUUGAUGAUUUAAACGUUGAAAUUUACCAAGAUGAAGAUUUAGAAAAUAGUUUACAAGAUGAGUGUAAUGAAGUCCAUCCACAAACGAAUAGUAAUAGGCGAGAUGAAUUAUUUCAAUAUUUGCAACAACAAAACUUAAUAUAGAGACAUACAUUUUACGAAAUUUAAAUAAAACCAAAGUGCAUUAUAAUAAUUUUACAUAAAAGAAAUAUAAAAGCCAGGCAUAAAUACUUAUGAAUUUCAUUUAUAUAAAACUAUCAGUUAUUUUUUUUUUAGUAAUCAGUAUUUAACACGACUCAGACUAGGAAACUUAGAACUCGAUCAAAUGAACCAUUGUUGCUAUUCGUUUUGGUCAGAAGUUUCGUCUAAAAAUUAAAAUAUAUUACUGCUAAUAAAAUGCUUAAAAUAAUAAUGUUAAUAUUGGUAUUACCAUUACCAUUUUAAA